Malania oleifera is the source of this 2262-nucleotide messenger RNA. RefSeq names its product nuclear transport factor 2-like. The coding region runs from base 407 to 1852 and encodes 481 amino acids. Gene Ontology annotation, molecular function: mRNA binding. The transcript has 9 exons. Lineage: Eukaryota; Viridiplantae; Streptophyta; Magnoliopsida; Santalales; Ximeniaceae. Gene Ontology annotation, cellular component: cytosol; ribonucleoprotein complex. The record is from RefSeq and is a predicted model, not a curated record.
CCCUAUUUAUAUACACAAUAGCCGUAACGGCGCACGAUUACAGCCGUAAGCAUAAACGCAACUGAUAAAAAAAAAAAAAAGCAGUGGCGAAAAGCGAAACGAGAUCUUUGAUUCGUGGCUUCGAAUCUAUCCUCAGUUCUUCACUUUUUCCCUCUGCAUCUUCCUUCUCCCUCUCAAAGGGUUUUUUUCUUUCCUUCUUCUUCUUUCUCGUUUUAUAUAUAAGCUUUUUCAGCUUUAACUUUUUACUUAAAUUCCAGAUUUUUUCUACGUUUAAAGUGCUUGAUUCUCUCUUUUCUCUCUCUAGAUUGUUAGAUUUUUCUUUCUACAACUCGAAUCCUCAGACAUUUGCAGAUCUAGGGUUUGAUUGGAGAUUUAGGGUUUAAGUUUGAGUUUUCUGUUGGCGAGAAUGGCGGCUGCGUUUCACUUGCCCGUCACCGCUGCUCAGGUGGGAGCGUACUUCGUGGGGCAGUACUACCAUGUGUUGCAGCAACAGCCGGACUUCGUGCACCAAUUCUACACUGAUGCGAGCACAAUGUUUCGUGUAGAUGGAAGCUCCAGAGAGACUGCGACGUCAAUGCUGCAAAUCCACACACUUAUCAUGUCUCUUAAUUUUACUGGAAUCGAACUCAAAACAGUACAAUCCUUGGAGUCUUGGAGUGGGGGUGUUCUUGUGAUGGUCACUGGAUCUGUGCAAAUGGACACUGGGAACAGGAGGAAGUUUGUGCAAACAUUUUUCCUUGCACCUCAAGAGAAAGGAUACUUUGUUCUCAAUGAUAUUUUUCACUUUAUAGAUGAGGACUCAAUUCCCCAGCAUCCAGAAGCUUUGAUGGCACAGAAUAAUUUUGAUUCAGAACUAAAUUCUUCUACAGCUAUUCCAGAGCUAGCAGUGCCAAAGUACAUGGUGGCUGAAGAAAUCCAGGCGAAAGAGUUUGUAUCUCCCAACGAUGUUGAAGAAAAUGGUCAAGUUGAUAAGUACAGUUUCCCAGUACCAGAGCAGCAGUUGCACCAAAUGCCUGAGACCGAAGACAUUCUGGAGGACAAUUCUGCAGAAGAAGCAAAUGGUUCACUUCAAAAUACAAUGAAUAAUGCACAUGAGCCGCUUCCAGCUCCUGUUGAGGAACCUGUUGGGGAGCCUCAGAAGCACACUUAUGCAUCUAUUUUGCGGGUGGCUAAAGGACAAUCAGCACCUUUGGUAGCUCCUCCUCAUUCCCUUAAUAAGAAUGCACUGCCUGCCUCCGAGUGGCAUCAAAUACAAGAACCCAAUACUCAACAGCACCCCACCUGUCAGCAGCCCACUGUGUCUUCAGUUGCACAUGAAGGGUCUGGUGCAGAGGCAACAGAGGAGGUUUUAACAACAGAAGAUGUAGGGGAAAUCAAAUCCGUUUAUGUCAGGAACUUGCCAUCAUCAGUAUCUGCUUCCGAAAUUGAGGAGGAAUUUAAGAAGUUUGGUAAACUCAAGCCUGAUGGUGUAGUCAUUAGGAAUCGGAAGGAUGUUGGUGUCUACUAUGCAUUUGUUGAAUUUGAACAUAUCACUGCUGUUCAGAAUGCAAUCAAGGCAUCCACGGUACAGAUUGCUGGUCGACAAGUAUUUAUUGAGGAACGGAGAGCAAAUAGCAACAUUCCAUCUCGAGGAGGAAGAAGGGGUAGAGGUAGGGGCAGCUACCAAUCUGAGGCAUCAAGGUCACGUUAUGGUUCUAGGAGUUUUGGCAGGGUAAACAUACAAGAUGGAGGUGACCGGGACUACAACGGACCCAGAGGAAAUGGUUUCUAUCGUCAGAGUUCUCGGCAUGGGGGCUUUUCAGGAAACCAAGCAUCAAGAAAUGGACACAGCCCAUCAGAUUCGUCAAGCUAGUUUUAAACGGAGGAUGAUGGCUUUUGAAUUUUUUCAGCUGAGAAUGUUCUCCUUUCUGUUGGUCUCAAAGACAAGGAAUUUACAUAUAUCAGUAGACUUUGAAUUAGAUAGAUGCACUGUAAAGAUGCAUCACCUUUUUUUUUUUUUUGGGAGGGGGCGGUGGUUCAUCUGCAUUUAUUUAUUUUUUUUAUUUUCCCUUGAGUUUUCUAAUUGGAGAGGUAUCAUUUUUUCUUCUUUUUGCCAAUUUUGUGUUCAUUCUCGUAAGAGAUUUCGUGUUGCCCAUUUAUCCAUUGAAUUUGGUUUAGUUGCGUCGUUGUCAUUUAUAAUUUUAAGUUUUUCCCCCUUGGAGCAGCAAUGUAUUUGCGGCGAUACAAUGGCGAACAAUAAUAUAAUUCAAAGUUGGCAUUUAA